GCCGCCGCGGAAGCCCAGCCACCUAGAGACGCCGCGCCGCUUAAGUGCCGCUGUGCGUGCGCAGGCGGGCGGGCGCAGGAAUCUUCAUCUUUGCCGCCUUCGCCACCGCCUUCCCUGGAUUUGGGUCUCGUGCUUUUUUGGUUCGCUCACCUCUGGGUUCGCGCCUGUCUCGCGCCCCGGGACAGCGAAUCUGGGGAAGGGGUUGGAGGGGGCUGUUGAUCGUCGUCUUUAAAUUGUGAGCGGGGGCGGCCAUGUCGGCCGGCGAGGUCGAGCGCCUAGUGUCGGAGCUGAGCGGCGGCACCGGAGGGGAUGAGGAGGAAGAGUGGCUGUAUGGCGGCCCAUGGGACGUGCAUGUGCACAGUGAUUUGGCAAAGGACCUAGACGAAAAUGAAGUUGAAAGGCCAGAAGAAGAAAAUGCCAGCGCUAAUCCUCCAUCAGGAAUAGAAGAUGAAACUGCUGAAAAUGGCGUACCAAAACCGAAAGUGACUGAGACAGAAGAUGAUAGUGAUAGUGACAGUGAUGAUGACGAGGAUGAUGUUCAUGUCACUAUAGGAGAUAUUAAAACAGGAGCACCACAGUAUGGGAGUUAUGGUACAGCACCUGUAAAUCUUAAUAUCAAGACAGGGGGAAGAGUUUAUGGAACUACAGGAACAAAGGUCAAAGGAGUAGAUCUUGAUGCACCUGGAAGCAUUAAUGGAGUUCCACUCUUGGAGGUAGAUUUGGAUUCCUUUGAAGAUAAACCGUGGCGUAAACCUGGUGCUGAUCUUUCUGAUUAUUUUAAUUAUGGGUUCAAUGAAGAUACUUGGAAAGCUUACUGUGAAAAACAAAAGAGGAUACGAAUGGGACUUGAAGUUAUACCAGUUACUUCUACUACAAAUAAAAUUACGGCCGAAGACUGUACUAUGGAAGUUACACCAGGUGCAGAGAUGCAAGAUGGCAGAUUCGGUCUUUUUAAGGUACAGCAGGGCAGAACUGGAAAUUCAGAGAAAGAAACAGCACUUCCAUCUACAAAAGCCGAGUUUACUUCUCCUCCAUCUUUGUUCAAGACUGGACUCCCACCAAGCAGAAACAGCACCUCUUCUCAGUCUCAGACAAGUACUGCCUCCAGAAAAGCCAAUUCAAGCGUUGGGAAGUGGCAGGAUCGAUAUGGGAGGGCCGAAUCACCUGAUCUAAGGAGAUUACCUGGAGCAAUUGAUGUUAUUGGUCAGACUAUAACUAUUAGCCGAGUAGAGGGAAGGCGACGGGCAAAUGAAAACAGCAACAUACAGGUCCUUUCUGAAAGAUCUGCUACUGAAGUAGACAACAAUUUUAGCAAACCACCUCCGUUUUUCCCUCCAGGAGCUCCUCCCACCCACCUUCCACCACCUCCAUUUCUUCCACCACCUCCAACUGUCAGCACUGCUCCACCUUUGAUUCCACCACCAGGUAUUCCAAUAACUGUACCACCUCCAGGUUUUCCUCCUCCACCAGGUGCUCCUCCUCCAUCUCUUAUACCAACAAUAGAAAGUGGACAUUCCUCUGGUUAUGAUAGCCGUUCUGCACGUGCAUUUCCAUAUGGCAAUGUUGCCUUUCCCCAUCUUACUGGUUCUGCUCCUUCAUGGCCUAGUCUUGUGGACACCACCAAGCAAUGGGACUAUUAUGCAAGAAGAGAAAAAGACCGAGAUAGAGAAAGAGACAGAGACAGAGAGCGAGAUCGUGAUAGGGACAGAGAACGAGAACGCACCAGAGAGAGAGAGAGGGAGCGUGAUCACAGUCCUACUCCAAGUGUUUUCAACAGUGAUGAAGAGCGAUACAGAUACAGGGAAUAUGCAGAAAGAGGCUACGAGCGUCACAGAGCAAGUCGAGAGAAAGAAGAACGACACAGAGAAAGACGACACAGAGAGAAAGAGGAAACCAGACACAAGUCAUCUCGCAGUAAUAGUAGACGUCGCCAUGAAAGUGAAGAAGGAGACAGUCACAGGAGACAUAAGCACAAAAAGUCUAAAAGAAGCAAAGAAGGAAAAGAAGCUGGCAGUGAGCCUGCCCCCGAACAGGAGAGCACUGAAGCUGCACCUGCGGAGUAGGCACACUUUUCGCCUUUUGUGUAUAUGAGUACCAGAAAUAGAAACUAUAAAUCUUGUUAUUUUUCUGGAUAAUGUUUAAGAAAUUUACCUUUAAUCUUGUUCUGUUAGUAUGGAAAGUUUAACUUUUUUCCCAAAAUAAACGUGAAUUUUUCAUGUUAAGUUAAAAAUCUUUGUCUUGUAAUAUUUAAAAAAAAAUAAAAGACAGCUAUGACUUUAUAUUCAAGAAAGUAAUGUGAAUGAGUCACUUAGCAGGGAAUUUAAAGAGCUUUCUUUAGCUUAUGCACAUACACAGUAAGUAACUGAUGGAGGUCAAGGAUCCACCUUGGCCACAGGCUUCUUGUAAAUGCAUCACCAGUCCCAUAAGAAGUCGCACUGCAAAGGCAUUAAAAGGCCCCCCUGAGUCUUUAACAUUACUGCUAUGGCAGUCAUGCUUAAGCAUACUAAAGAACUUGUACACAUUUUUUUAUAUUAUAAUUUUUUAUAACAAGUUUUCAGCAUUAUAAAUUUGUGUCCAUGGUAAAACUGAACAGGAUACUUUUAUAUCCAAAUUAAUGAAAUCUAGAAAGCAUUUUGGUGACCUGUAAAGUAACUUUUUUCUGUGUAGUUUUUAACAGGCACAUGUAUAGAUACUCGUCACUGUGACACAACGUUGAAUUGCCUCAUGGCCAGCUCUGAGCCAGGGUCAAGCCGGUUUCACCUUUCUUGAGGUGUUUUCUAAGGCUUAUUGGUAGAGUAGCAUGUGGAUUUUUUAUACCAUUACUAACUAUAUUGUGAAUAAAAAUAAACUUCAUGAUAGGAGAUUUAGAUUAGUCAUUUCUUGUUAAAACUAAGAAAACAAAAAUGAAACUGAGAAUUUUAGGGAUAACUUUAGAAGGCAUUUAUAAGUUGUGGUAACAACUUGGUGUUUCAAAGAUAGAAUUACUGGGAUUUUUUAAAUGGAUGAUAAUAGAAGUAAACAAUAGAAUCACAUACAAAGACAACUAUGAUUUUUGAAAAAUAUUUUAUUUCUCAGUUGAUGAAAUAAAAUGUUUCUGAGCAAUGCAUUUUUUUUUUUUAAAAAUCCUCUGGCUUUUGAAUUAAAAAUCACCAUAUGCACUCUUUCUAAAACUAAGUAUAUACCAGAUUUUUUAUUUAAAUCACUGAUUUGAAUUCAGUGGGGCAUAUAAACCAUUUCAUUUGGACUUUUCAAUCAAAUGUAAAAAUAUAAACAAAGUUGUAAUGAUAAAUCUUUCACACUGAAUUAAAAACUAUUAAUAGUGGUUUUUAUUUUGAGAAUAUUCUCUGAGGUGUAACUGGCUUUCAUUAGGUCAUUUUUUUUUUUUUUUACAUUUUUACAAUGAAUUCUUUAAAUAUAAAACUUGAUAAAUACAUUGCUUCAACUUAGCCUAUUUGUGAUUUUUGUUUUUCUGAGGCCCAUCAUUGAUUUUAUAAAAAAGUGCCAGGCCAAGAAACAAUAGUGAGGGUAAUUCUUCCUUUAAGUUCUUUCAGCAUCCUUGCCAAGCAAGCAUGUAUCAUGCCUGAUGUACUUCUACCAUUGACAGCAAGAAGAAUAUCACCACAUCUAAAACAAAACAAGAUAGAUCAUUAAUAUUUUAGUCCAUUGCUAAAGUUAAGUUUUUAUUGGUCUUAGUUUUUGCUAUAUCUGAUCAUUUUAAUUGCAUAUUACUUCUAGUUGAGGAUCCCCCCACCCCCUCAAAUUCUCCAAACUCACUAUUCAUUCAGCUUGUGUUAGAAGGGAUGCUAAAAGUACAGGAAGUUGCAGUACUGGGACCAAGAGGGCGUGUAAUUUUGAAUUUCUUAGAAAUUAAAUGCUAUACAAUGUUUAAUUUCUUAUACCCUCCCCCACAAUAAGUACAGUACCUACAUACUUUGUUUCAAAUGGGUCCUUACUUUUGCAUGUAGAAAACAAAAUAUAUAAAUAUAAGUUUUUUGUUAAGUAGUUGUCAUUACCUAAUUCUUCCAUCAUUGUAUGCUGGUGUUCCUUCAACAAUGGAUUUGAUAAAAAAAGGUUUGUUUCCAUUGUAUUCUUCAUAACCUCCUACAAUGCAGAAGCCCAGGCUUCCAGCUGUGUUUCUUCGUAAUACAACAUCUUUACAGUUAUAUAAGUACCUGAAAUAGAAUGUAAUCAGUGUAUCUGCACAGUUAAAAGUUUUAACUGUUAAUAUCAUUGUGAUUUCAUCUCCCAUUCCUUUUAUUGGCUUUUUUUUUUAGGCCAAGUAGCACUGGAGAGGUCCCAUUCAAAUUCUCUGAUAGCCCAGUCACCUUCAUACCUUAAGCCAGCUCUUUGUAAUUGAUUCUCUGUUUUCCAUAGCUGAAGACCCUUAAAAAAAUCACGUAUUAUGUUCAGUUUUUAUGUCUUCUGGGAAAGAUAAUCAUAAUUCUGACAAGUUUGAAUAUGCAUUAGCUGAGUAUGCCUGAAUCCUUAUUGAUAAACCAAAGUGAAACAUUCCUGUGAAUAUCUUAAUUUUAUGUACUUGUGUAUAUAAAUUUUUAAUGAAGGCAAAGAUCCUUUGAGUGAAUGAUUAUUAUCAAUGAGAAAAAUUUAAACUUACACUAAUUAAUGAAGUUCUGCAAUUUUCUUGAUCUUUGAAAAAUAUUAGUUGAUACUAAUUUAAGCUCAGAAGCAUGCAGGCAUGAAAAGAAUAGAAAUUGAGGCACAUUUAAAGAUUAUAGGAAUAAAUCAUAUUGGAGGAAAAACAACCUGGCAUAAACUGAAUUAGAAGUUAUAAAAGGAAUGGGGGAAGGAAAGACCACAUCUUUUCUGUAAAUGACUAGAAUCCUCAAAACAGAAAAUGAAAUUAAAGAGGAUCUUUUGCUAUUCAGUGCUCAUCAGAUCAGUGUUCACAUAUGUUCAGGCCAGGUGCAAACUGUGUUCCAGUUACCAUAGAGACAGGUGUGUCAGGAGCUAGAGUUUACUCUGAAAUCUCCCUUGUCCACCUUGUGUAGCUGUAGUUCCAGAACUGGUCUGACAAAAAAUUAGCAUUUUCAUUUUGAUAAGAAUCAAGGUAUGACUGUUUUGUUUAUAAACUGUACCUUAAAAUAUUCAUUAACUGUUUUUUGACACCAAUAAAAAGUCUCUUGUAAAAUA
Molecule: messenger RNA, 5151 nt
Organism: Ictidomys tridecemlineatus (thirteen-lined ground squirrel)
Lineage: Eukaryota; Metazoa; Chordata; Mammalia; Rodentia; Sciuridae
Gene: Fip1l1
Product: factor interacting with PAPOLA and CPSF1
Cellular component (GO): mRNA cleavage and polyadenylation specificity factor complex
Source: RefSeq, a predicted model, not a curated record